Molecule: messenger RNA, 967 nt
Organism: Hermetia illucens (black soldier fly)
Lineage: Eukaryota; Metazoa; Arthropoda; Insecta; Diptera; Stratiomyidae
Exons: 4
Coding region: 470-967 (165 amino acids)
Source: RefSeq, a predicted model, not a curated record
AGAAUAAUAAUGAUACUAUAAAUUAGUGGUCAUAAUUAGAAGAAGAAGAAAGCGGGAUAAAGAGAAGAUAGAGUGAGAAGGGGUCAGGUUGUUGAGAAUGAAGUAUGAUUUUCAAUCCCCUCCACGUUUCGUUUGCGGUCUUAUGAGAACUCAUUUUAAAUGCAAAAUCCAAGUAAACAAUGAAAUAAGAGUUACUUCUCAUUUUACCCGAUCGUGCGUGGGAUCUGUCUUUAAAUGUUCAAAUAAGAGUGAAAAAUUUUCAAGAAUUCCAAUAAAUAAUUUAGUGAGAAUAGCGGUCCUAAUAAAGGGCAGGGUGUUACCUUCGAAAUGUUGGACAAUAAAAAUAAAUAAAAUCGUUUUUUACAGUGUAGUGAUAUAAUUUAAAUGCAAAUAAUUUUCAAUACCGGUUACCAAGGACCGUUACUUAUUUAAUCCAGUGUUUGAUGAAUUUUGUAAACAUUGAAAUACAAUGGAGCUCGCUAGUAAUUCAAUUAUACUUUUUAUAUUUCAAAUAAUAUUUUAUAUUCAGUGCAUUUACGGAGAGAACAUAACUGGAAAAGUAUCUACUAACUCAUUCCUGGAUGGAGUUCACCCUGACGGAUUUGACUAUAAAAUAAAACUUUCAGAUUUAAGAGAAGUCGCCAAUAUACCCUUACCCGGUAUAAGGGUGGAAAGCCUGAAGGUUGCCAUUGUUAAGCCAUUGGUAUAUAUCCUCGUGAAUAUAAAAAACAACUCUGAAAAUGUCCAGCCAGUGCUGUAUUUUGCAAAUUCUACCAGCAAUUUUUACUGUCAAGUGGUAAACUUUGAAGGUCCUGAAAAAGCGAUCCAUAUUUCGGCGGAAAUUAUCCCAAAUAAUGUCAACAUUUUAGCCGUUUCUUACAAAAAGCACAUUGAGAUAUUCGCUAUUCAAAAUAGAAGUGGAAACUGUAGAUAUUCGCAAAUGUUACAAAAAAUACUCUGCUGCUAG